AUGAGUCAUAUUCAACAUCCCAGUACAUGUUGUUCGACUCUAGUCACUAUGCAAACGUUAAACCUGCUCUGAAAGUUGACUCAUGAACUUGGCAACUAAUCAGAUAAUCUAUGCUCCUUCACAAGAUCAAUGGAAUUUCAAACAACGUUACGUAUGGUUCAGUACAGGGACACGGUAUAUGUAAACAAGAUUGGGAGCAUCUACUGCUCAGUCCCUUGGGAUAUCGACUUCCAUAUCCAUAUUAGGUGUCCUCAUAUAAGGCUUGCCUUUUGGGGUUUGCAAGGGAGAGUAGACUACGAGUACAGUAGUCUUGUGUUGUAUGGUAGUGCAGUGUAAGCAAUAUGGGUUGUCUCCACACUGAUGACAGUUCACUAGGAAAGGGCUACAGGAAUGGGAUACUUCUCUGGUAACAGAUUCCACAUGGAAAGGUGGCAAUACAUUAUAUGGAAACCAAGGAAACCGAGGACACUCUGUCACGAUCUCAAACUCCAGAACCUAAUCCAUCCCCUUAUCUAUCCA
Serpula lacrymans var. lacrymans S7.9 is the source of this 519-nucleotide messenger RNA. RefSeq lists its product as uncharacterized. The coding region runs from base 130 to 336 and encodes 68 amino acids. Gene Ontology annotation, molecular function: hydrolase activity, acting on carbon-nitrogen (but not peptide) bonds, in cyclic amides. The transcript has a single exon. NCBI's taxonomy places the organism in Eukaryota, Fungi, Basidiomycota, Agaricomycetes, Boletales, Serpulaceae. The record is from RefSeq and is a predicted model, not a curated record.